Molecule: messenger RNA, 192 nt
Organism: Dictyostelium purpureum
Lineage: Eukaryota; Evosea; Eumycetozoa; Dictyosteliales; Dictyosteliaceae
Exons: 1
Source: RefSeq, a predicted model, not a curated record
UUAGGUUUAUUUGGGUUUCAUAGAUUAUAUUUAGAAGAUUACGAUUAUUUUGUAAUUUAUAUGUUUACACUUUCUAUUUGUGGGGUUGGAUUUUUUGUAGAUUUAUUUUAUUUACCAACAAUGAUUAAAAGAUAUAAUAAAAAGGUUAAAAAGCAAAAAGAUAUUAUUUCACGAACUGGUACCGAAGGGGAA